Messenger RNA from Babjeviella inositovora NRRL Y-12698, 643 nucleotides. RefSeq lists its product as uncharacterized. NCBI's taxonomy places the organism in Eukaryota, Fungi, Ascomycota, Pichiomycetes, Serinales. Bases 124 to 456 code for a protein of 110 amino acids. The transcript has a single exon. The record is from RefSeq and is a predicted model, not a curated record.
UAGCUUGAUUUUGUUGUGCCCGUACCUAGGUGGUAAAGUGCCGAAUCUUUUGGUGCUUCUGGGUUACUAUUAUUUAACUAAACCUAGUUACGGCGUGAUUAGUGCCUUGGCUAAUUCCCCAGUAUGACAUUUCAUGAAUUGGUUGAUUCUCUGGCCAAGUAUCCCAGGAACUCUCGUCUACAGUCUGAUGGUUCUAUCGGGAAUCUGAAAAUCGAAACACAGGAUUCCAAAAUCUCGGUACAAGACCUAAAAUGCCGUUUUCCAUGCUGGAUAGAGAUUGUAUCCGAUUUAACAUUCCAGCUAUGGGAUAGCAUAGACCUAAAGCUUGGAGGUGUAAACAGUUGGGCGUCUGCUGCCACUUUCCAUCGAAAUUACAUAUAUAUGAUAACAUUUACGUGCUUAAUGUCGAGCACAACCAUCCAAAUGUACCCUAACGCGAUAUUAUGGUAUAAAUAAUUCCAGCCUUGCAGUGACCACCCACUAGAUCUAGAGCUAUUUCUAUGCUUUGUUAUUUGUAAACCCCCAGUUGGAGAACCAGCGUGCUGAAAAUUUAAAAAUAGAUACCAGUAUUCUGUUUAUGCAGCGGUAUCAGUUAUAAUUGGUGCUCAAUGAGAUAAUAGGCAAUACGACAACUCCCUCCCGG